GAGCCUUUCCACCAUGAGCUUCACUGGAAAAUACGAGCUCCAGUCCCAGGAAAACUUUGAGCCCUUCAUGAGAGCCAUCGGGCUCCCUGAGGACCAGAUCCAGAAGGGCAAGGACCUCAAGAGCAUCUCAGAAAUUGUGCAGGAUGGGAAAAACUUCUCAAUGACUGUGACCACUGGCUCCAAAGUGAUAAAAAACCAGUUCACCAUCGGGGAGGAGAGUGAGAUAGAGCUGAUGAAUGGAGAGAAAGUGAAGGUUGUUGUGCAGAUGGAGGGUAACAACAAACUGGUCGCACAGGCGAAAGGGAUGAACUCCGUCACAGAGCUCAACGGAGACACCAUCACCUACACAAUGACCGUGGGUGAUGUCACCCUCAAGAGAGUCAGCAAGAGGAUCUAG
Molecule: messenger RNA, 397 nt
Organism: Hirundo rustica (Barn swallow)
Lineage: Eukaryota; Metazoa; Chordata; Aves; Passeriformes; Hirundinidae
Gene: FABP1
Product: fatty acid binding protein 1
Exons: 4
Coding region: 14-397 (127 amino acids)
Biological process (GO): fatty acid transport
Cellular component (GO): cytosol; nucleus
Molecular function (GO): fatty acid binding
Source: RefSeq, a predicted model, not a curated record